Meleagris gallopavo (turkey) is the source of this 2304-nucleotide messenger RNA. Lineage: Eukaryota; Metazoa; Chordata; Aves; Galliformes; Phasianidae. The record is from RefSeq and is a predicted model, not a curated record.
GUGUGGGACUGGUGAAUGGGAAUCUCCAGCUCUAGUUCUGUUUGCUUUGAAUUGAAUGGAGGGAGACUCGCUCCAAGGCGGUUGGAUGGCCCUCCCGUGUGUGGCUGUAUCUUACCCUGCUUUUUGUUUCCUCGUGUGCCCCCAGAGAUCCGCACGCAGCUGGUGGAGCAGUUCAAAUGCCUGGAGCAGCAGUCGGAGUCACGCCUGCAGCUGCUGCAGGACCUGCAGGAGUUCUUCCGCAGGAAGGCCGAGAUCGAGCUGGAGUACUCCCGCAGCCUGGAGAAGCUGGCCGAGCGCUUCUCCUCCAAGAUCCGCGGCUCCCGUGAGCACCAGUUCAAGAAGGAUCAGCACCUCCUCUCCCCAGUGAACUGCUGGUACCUGGUGCUGACGCAGACCCGUCGAGAGAGCAGGGAUCACGCUACCCUGAACGACAUCUUCACAAACAAUGUCAUCGUGCGGCUGUCGCAGAUCAGCGAGGAUGUCAUCAGGCUCUUCAAGAAGAGUAAGGAAAUUGGCUUACAGAUGCAUGAAGAACUCCUGAAAGUCACCAACGAGCUGUACACGGUGAUGAAGACCUACCACAUGUAUCAUGCAGAAAGCAUCAGUGCUGAGAGCAAGCUGAAGGAGGCAGAGAAGCAGGAGGAAAAGCAGUUCAACAAGUCAGGGGAUGUCAGCGUGAACCUUCUGCGGCACGAGGAGAGGCCACAGCGGCGGAGCUCCGUCAAGAAGAUUGAGAAGAUGAAGGAGAAGAGACAAGCCAAAUACUCUGAAAACAAGCUGAAGUGUACUAAAGCCAGGAAUGACUACCUGCUGAACCUGGCAGCCACCAACGCAGCUGUCAGUAAAUACUAUAUCCACGAUGUCUCUGACCUCAUUGAUUGCUGUGACCUGGGGUUCCAUGCCAGCCUUGCACGGACCUUCCGGACGUACCUGUCUGCUGAAUACAACCUGGAGACCUCCCGCCAUGAGGGCCUGGACAUCAUUGAGAAUGCUGUGGACAACCUGGAUGCGCGGAGCGACAAGCACACCAUCAUGGACAUGUGCAAUCAAGUCUUCUGCCCUCCAUUGAAGUUCGAGUUCCAGCCCCACAUGGGGGAUGAGGUGUGCCAAGUCAGUGCCCAGCAGCCUGUGCAGACCGAGCUGCUAAUGCGGUACCACCAGCUGCAGUCCCGCCUGGCCACCCUUAAGAUAGAGAAUGAAGAGGUACGAAAAACUCUGGAUGCCACAAUGCAGACUUUGCAGGACAUGCUGACAGUGGAAGAUUUUGAUGUUUCAGAUGCCUUCCAGCACAGUCGCUCCACUGAGUCGGUCAAAUCAGCUGCUUCAGAGACCUACAUGAGCAAAAUAAACAUCGCCAAGAGGAGAGCCAACCAACAGGAGACUGAGAUGUUCUAUUUUACAAAAUUUAAAGAGUAUUUGAAUGGCAGUAACCUUAUCACAAAGCUCCAGGCUAAGCACGACUUGCUGAAGCAGACUCUUGGGGAAGGCGAAAGAGCCGAAUGUGGAACAACCAGGCCCCCAUGUCUUCCCCCUAAGCCACAGAAAAUGAGGAGACCUAGGCCUCUCUCAGUCUAUAAUCAUAAACUCUUUAACGGCAAUAUGGAAACGUUCAUUAAGGUACUCGCUGGCUGACAGUAAGAGCUGAUGAACGCUGUGAAUGUAAUGGCGGCUUUCCUGUCCUGUCUGCCCACUGCUUUCCUGCCCCGCACCCAGCCGAGCGGCCGCAGCCUGUCGCAGUGCCGGCUCCCUCCGCAGCCGCCCCACAGCUCUGUGCAGGAGGCCGUGGCAGCGCCGUGCUGAGCUCCCACCUCGUGCCGCGGCUCCCUGCUGUGGAGCGAGGAGCAGCAGGGCAGCACGCACUGCCUGGCUCUGCUGGGCCCUGUGGAGCGUGGCACGGCGGGGUCAGGGCUUUUUUUCUUCGUGCGAUGUAAUAGAUUUGAGGUGGGGAAACUACUGAGGAGUAUACAAGAUUUUCAAGGUGGAUUUCCCUGGAAUGUGCUGAUUAGAAACCUUAAUGACGUACUCCCUUAUUUUCUCCAUUUUCCUCCAUAUUUGGUGUUCUUGCCUUAGGGCAGAAGCAGCAGACAGACCUGAGAUGAAAUACUGUGCACUGGGAGGGUAGAUGCACCAUCCUGACCCUUUAGGAAAAGAAACGUGCUGAGCAGCUCAAUUGGUGCGUCUCAGCACGACUGCUGGCAGCCAAGCAGAGAAGCAGUUGGUUUGGGCAGAGGCUGGGCUUGGCCCACAGCACACAUCCUGCUGUCCAGCUGUCCAGGGUUUUGUAUUUAGAGUGAUUUUUAAAAG